Pisolithus orientalis is the source of this 992-nucleotide messenger RNA. RefSeq lists its product as uncharacterized. Bases 230 to 955 code for a protein of 241 amino acids. The record is from RefSeq and is a predicted model, not a curated record. The transcript has 2 exons. NCBI's taxonomy places the organism in Eukaryota, Fungi, Basidiomycota, Agaricomycetes, Boletales, Pisolithaceae.
GGAGGCUUUCGAUCAAAGCGCGUGGUAGAAUGGCACGGGGACAAAGGUCUUGCUGUACACAAUGGAUGUUCUCGGCAAAAUUAAAGCGCGUGAAAUCAAAGCGUCCACACUCGACUAACGAUCACCUCUGCGAAUUGGCCAUGUAUAAAUCUCUUCGCAUGCGUGGCCGUUCUCAUCGCCUCCCCUUCUUCUCAGUCAUCCGUGUCCUCCUGUCUUAUCUUCAUUGAUAAUGGACGUGGCUGGCGCCCCACGUUAUGUGGCUAUGGAUGCCCAGAGGUUCGAUCCCAUGCGUCGCACGAAAAAGCCUCUGAAUUUCGCGGCGAUCACAGGCAAUGAGGAUAUGGGGCAGAUGUUGAGCAAGUUGCUGCGCACUAGUACGCAAAUGGAGGACGCAGUGGGGGGUAUUUGGGAGGAUCAUGAACUAGUCUUCGUUCCCAUCGAGCUUUGCUCUCGAACUGACACUCUGACGUCCUCUGCUUUGGGCUCAAGCUCAAUGAGCUCUUCGUCUUCCGAGUCCACCACGCCAACCACAGCCUCAUAUGGAACCUCACCAUCAUCUUCAUUCGGUAGCGAUAACGGGACUAGCACUACUCCCCCUUCUUCGCGUCAUACGGAAGGGCACGAGCGAGACAGCCUCGUCAUAACUCGUACCAUCCUCCGACCAGCUCCACCGUCCAUGAGCGCCAGCACUUCUCCCAGACCUCCCAGCCUUAUCCCUUCCCGCUCGAGUCUCCCACUUCUGCGACUCUUGAAUUCAGUGCUCAAGGCUUUCAGUUGUAUCAGCGGACGCACCUUUGAUGACCUCCCGGCGAGGGAACCGGAGCACGCGGCCAGGCAGCCAGUGCUCCAGGUAAUAGUGACGCAGACUCGUGAGCAAUACGAGCACGACAUGGCUUUCAAGGAAGCCGCGCAGGAAAUCUGCCCCGAGGCCUUCUCUGGCAGAAGUCAAAGCUGAGGGCAUAUACCAAACCAACAAAAGUAUUUAUCACUAU